Molecule: messenger RNA, 6348 nt
Organism: Stylophora pistillata
Lineage: Eukaryota; Metazoa; Cnidaria; Anthozoa; Scleractinia; Pocilloporidae
Biological process (GO): protein phosphorylation
Molecular function (GO): ATP binding; protein kinase activity
Source: RefSeq, a predicted model, not a curated record
UUAACGGGGCCCGUAGAGCUGUUCUGUUUUCGUUUAUGAUGAGGAUUUCAAAAGUUUUGAAAAUAACACAAUAAAACUACCAGCUAAAGAAACAAUAUGGACUGAUUUGGAUGCCAGAACCUUCUUUUCUAUCCUUUAAAUAUUGACUUUAAAACAUGGCUUCGGGCCCGUUAAGUUACCAGGACUUUCAAGAAAUGGACCCUUGCUCACUUCAACAACGGCAGCUUUCAUCGUAGUCUUCUAUAGGAUUACACAAGUGGGGCCGUACGGUUAUAUACACCGAGCGAGAUAUAUGAGUUAAAAAUGCAAACUUUUAGACUUGUAAUUAGCUGAGAUUAAAACCAUUUUUACCUCUCUAUUUCAGGUUGAUUUGGAGAGAGUGCAGUUGAACUCGGACCGGAUGGAGCACGCAUAAGACUUUUACAACAGAAAUGAUUUUCAGUAAACUUGAAUGGAAAUGAAAAUCCCUCUGAGAAACGAGGAGCUGAGUUGAACACUGCCUCGUAAGUUGGUGAUCGAUUCUGUGGUUGCUGAUCUCAUUCUGUACGCUACUGGACAUUUUCACACACGAAGGAGAGCUCAAUACUGCCUCGUAAGUUGGUGAUCGAUUCUGUGUUUGCUGAUCUCUUUCUAUUCGCUACUGGAUAUGUCCACCUACGAAGAUACCAGCGGCUCAAGCUUUGGAGAUUUUUCUGGAGAAUUUUAUGCCGCGCCAAGCAAACCCUGCAAGGUUUUCGUCAAAAAGUGUGUGUUCGACGUCAAUGUAAAUGGAGGUGGUCCCGUAGCAGUCGGCACUCAUGCUAACAUCACCGGCGUCUCAGGGAGUCAACCAACGGAGGAAUACGAAAACUCGCCCUCUCCGCAGAGCCACGAAACUGAUUCGAAGUCUUACUAUUACACUAGGAAUUAUGAGGGAGAUUAUUGUCCUCACAAUUAUUAUAUACAAAAAAUUGUGGCAGACUGGACUCCAAAACCACUCAAUGGAAUUCUUAUCCAGGAAGGUGAAUUUGAUUUCCAGUGGUCUGUCGAAUCCUUUCUUGAAAAUCCAGAAAAGUUUAUUCGAGAAAUGGACACCUGUGCUGGUUCGCUGAGGGAGGAAAAAGAACUGUUCAUACUGCGCGGUAUUUUGCCAUGCCUAGAGCAAGAAAUGUGGGGCAAGUCGGGUUCUAACAACAUUGAUGUCUACAAGGUCCUUGCUCAUGUAAGCAGCAGCCGAGGUAGCGGUGACAUUGCAAAGCAUUCUCUACAACAACUUCAGCAUCUGCUAUACAGGGAUUGUAUUCAGAGUGCUAAGCAAAAUUUGUUGAGUGUGGAAAAGAUACUACGAUUAACAAUCGUUUCCCCAGAUGGAGCAUUCAAGGAAGAGGCAGACUCAAUACGACUUUCUAGGCUGAAAGUAUACGGGUGCAUUCUCUCGGAGCUGAUCAUCCACCAGAAUCAAGCAGGGUUCUCUAAAAUUGAUUCAAAGAACAACUUGAAGCAGCUUCGGGAAAUUAAAAACUUUUUCAGUAAGAUCUCCUGGAAAAAGAAAGACAUUUUAAGAUACUCUAUAGAGUUCAUCCAGCAAGCCAUUUCUUACCUUACGCAGCCCCUCAAUAAGACACUGACUUCAAAUUUAGGAAAUUACCUCGAGGAAUGCAAGAGAUACUUUGCAAACUCUGGCAUUUCAAAUGAGGAGUUGUCACUUCUCAAAAAGCUGAAGAAAUCUGGAAUAAAAUGGUGCGAGCUGCACUGUAUACUUUAUUACCUGCACGGGAAGGUCCACACAGAACGUCCGGAACAGGGAAACCAAGAGUGGAGGACCAUGGACCUUCUAGAUCUUGUGCUGAAGGCUCAUCUCGAUGGGGGAGGAGGAGACGACUGGAAGUUUUGUUUGCUGGCGUCAUCUAUACUAUCAGAGAUCGCAAUGAAGAAUGCGAUUAAAGCAUUGCGAUUAAAGGCAAGUUCAUGUCUGGAUCAUCUUCGUAAAAAUGAAAAAGCAAGUAAGAGACCAGAGUGCAGAGCUAUAAUUGACCGCUUCUCUAGAGAGAUGCUGUUUAGUCCUGAUAGUUCUAUCACCAGCUUGUUGGUAACACAUUUCUAUGACAACCAAACUGAGCAGUACACGCUUCCGACAGAGCUCCACAAUCAGCACCUAGCGUCAAGUUACAGGACGCACAAUUUGGAAAUUGACAACGUGGUAACUACUGAGCCAAGUCGUGAAACCUCGCGUUGUUUUGUCAGUCACGGUGUAUUGAAACGACAAGAAGUGGCGGUAAAGGUCCUAGCCGUUUCUAAGGGGGAUCUCGCACCGAAAGAGUCAUCAACGCAGUCGGAGGCGAUGAAGCGACUACGUAAAGAAGCAUACAACCUGUGGCAACUAGGCAACUUAGAGCUGAACCAUCCAAACAUCCCUUAUCUUCUCGCUUACAAUACUGUAAACCUUCCUCAUCACAUAAUUACUCCAUAUGAAAAGUACGGCAAUCUUGUCCACUUUGUGAGGAGCUCACGUGAAUGCAGGCCUUUGUCUUCAGGUACUCUUUACAAAAUAAUAAUUGGAGUCAUAGAAGCCCUUCAAUUCCUGCAUCAAAAGCUAAAUUUGGUUCAUCGAGCUGUUACGGCAGAAAACGUUCUGGUUGGCGAUGGUUACGUUCCCAAACUUGGUGGAAUGCAUUCCCUAGGGGAGCUACAACGCGGAGUAAACAAGGACGGUAACAGUUCACCUGACUACGAUUAUGCCGAGAACUACGAUGGCUUAAAAGAUUUCAUCGGCGAGGAAGAUGAAACAUUAUCGGUGAGAUACAAAGCUCCAGAGACUCUUUCAAGUAAUCGCUAUUCCAUUGCGUCUGAUGUGUGGGCUUUAGCAGUGUUUUUGUACGAGACGCUCACCUUAGGUUGUCGUCCAUACAGAGGCUUACAAAAGGAUGAAGAUGUUCGCCGUUAUGUUUUGCAAACGACCGACGAUGGAAUAUUAGAGAUAUUACCCAAAGAAAGUUGCAUUAAGGAUGAUGAAUACAGCCUAAUGAAGCAGAGCUGGGAAAAAGAAAGGAGUAAAAGAAUCGACCUGUCUAAGCUCAGAGAAAAAUUCAUAGAUAUGCGAAAAAAGAUAGCAUGCUCAGGUGAAGAGGAAACGCGGCUUGACCCACCAAGUUUAGAGAUGAGCAUUGAAAGUGAACCUCAGCAAUCACAAGGAUCAAUUGAGUCUGAGAUUUAUACAACCAUUUCAGAAUACGGCGACGUUGAAUCAACUUCAGGAACCAUCUACUGUGAAGAAGACACAUACCAGCCUGUAUGUGUAGGGUAUGGUGCUCCUGAAACGCUUGUGGAUCUACCGACAAAUUAUCAACAGGAUGCCAUGAAAGAGAAAAUUCCUGUAGGAGAUAAACAACACUUGAGGAGACUUCUUUGUCUCAGCAAUAGUUUUCUUCUUCCCAUCAGUCGGAUAGACCAUUUAGAUUCCCGCAGUCCAGUCGUUGACAUUAUCUCACCACGAUCACCCCUUGGGAAUUUGAAGGAAUUUAUCCUUAGCAGAAGAUGUCCGUUGGAAAACAUCGUCACUUUCCUCUGCCAGGUUGCCACAGCUCUACAUUAUCUUCACGUAAAUCAUAUCGUGCACGGAGAUCUUCGGCCUGAACACGUUUAUGUGGUGGCUCCAGACCAGGUCCAGCUUGGUCGCCUCGGUCGCUCCAAAUCUCUAACAAUGAGUGCCUAUGAAGCCACCAGCACUUCAUGUGUCGUAGAGGCUGUCAUGCCUCCUGAUUCCACUCGUUGGAGCGCACCAGAGGUGAUCCAAGAUAGCCUCUUUUCUCACGCUAGUGAUGUGUGGGCGUUUGGAAUCUUAGCAUGGGAAUUGUACACUGCAUUUGCAGCUGGACAACAGAAUAGAAUCGCUGCAUUGCCCUACGGCAAUAUUCCAGCAGAUAAGAUUCUAGAUCAUAUGAAAGAAAAUGGACCUCUUGAUCAACCUAGCGGCUGUCCUUAUUGGGUUUACAUUCUAAUGCAUCAGUGCUGGACAUAUGAACCAGUGGAGAGACCUCCUUUUAUUGCAAUCAUUGAUUGUCUCUCAAGAAGGGAACCGAUGUUGUCAUGGGUGAUGCAAUUGUGGCUGAACACACAUGAGAAGAGUGAAUGGCCGGUUUUGUCAGUAUCCCAGCCUGAGGAUGCUAUUCACGUGACAAACGCCGAGGAACACCCAUCCAGAGAAGAUAUUGAGAAAAUGUGCUCUCAAGGCUUUUUUAACCCUCACAAAUACCUUUAUGUUGAUAGCGUUCGCCAAAACGAGACGGACACCGCUGAAGUAUACGACUACGCCUACACAGAUUCUCAGUUGCCACCACCGCCUGGUUCCCCUGCAUUCCACCAGUCAACCCCAAGUAAUUUAUCUGAUGGAGGGUUAAACGUUGCUGGCCAGUAUAAAACGAACCAACCGCAUAGUGCGACAGAAAUGGUGUUCGAAGAACCUUCACAUUGGAUAAUUACAAAUGACGAAGGUAAGACUGAUUCAGCUAAGAGCAACGAUUCCUUCACUUCGCACCUUGAAAAAUCCCACUCAGUUGCCAAUGAGGACCAAUGUCUCCAAAAUCACAAAGAUAGCGUAGCUGGCGUUUACUCGCUCUAUGGUGAUUCUAAUUAUAAGAUAUUUGUGGACGAACAUUCUUCUGAUCAAGCGACAGGUGGGGCUAGGGGCCACUCAACUUGUGAUGAAAGUGCCAAGGAUUACUCUGAAGAGGAGCAGAUUUUGCAUGCAGGCUACAAAGACUUUGCCUUAACCAGAGAGUAUUGCAUACCAAUGAGAAAUAACCAAGAGAAGCCAGAAACACCAGGUUACAUCAACGUGCCAGCCAAGACCAUUGCAAAAACACCAGGUUACAUCAACGUGCCAGCCAAGACCGUUGCACAGCAUUCCCAGUCAGCACACAGCAACGAAGGCACUGUCGUAGAUUCCUAUACGUGCGUGGACCUUCUUGGUCCAGUUUUUUGGCAAAGAUCGACAGAUAUUGUUACCACAGAAUCCUUUAGUUGCAACGAACAUGACCUGGAGCACCAGCCAAGCUUAGAGUUACAUGAAGAUAUUGCCAUUCAACUUCUAUUGAAGGAUGCAGACAUCCUUUACCUCAGAGAGGUGCAAAGAAGAAAAUAUGAAGAAAAACUACAGGAGAGUUGGUAUCAAGACCAGAGUUCACCACUUCAGCAAGUACUCUUUCAAGAACAUCUAGAUGUGCAUGCAAACGUUUCGACAAAUUUGGAUGUGGGCUUACGAAGUUCUAUGUAUGCAGCUAUGAAAUCCAUCGGGUCAAGGUUGGUGGGCUGCGACACAGAAACUACCUUAUAACUUUUUAUCUAUCGAAAUAAUUUCAGCAAGAAUUUUUAAUCAAGUUUAGUUAGAAGUAACGUUGUUCAGAUUGGUGAUUAUAGUAAGGUGUGACCCGAUUCUUUACCAAUUACAGCAAAGACAUUUUCUAUGAAAUAGUCAUAUAAAAGCUAUAUAUUCACAAAGCAAUGAAGAGAAUAAUUACAAGACUUCUAAGGUAGAGGAUUGGACAUCCGAGUUGUCUAGCCAGCCCCUACCUGCUUGAACGCCGUUUGACGUUCAAAUAGCUGCUGGACAAUAGAGACCUUAAGCACUAAUGACGGCAACGGCGAAGAAAAUGUCAAUUAAAAAAUGUCUCGAUGUGUUUACUGUCUCUUGCGGCUCCAUACGUCAACUUCAGUAUCAUCUUGGUGAGCGGGGCUAGGUUCCAGAUUUAAACUUAAAUAAUUUGCCGUCGGUGUUUCCAUUCCCGGACAACGUAAAUUUUGGUGAUUUCACGUUGUUGUUUGGCAGGAGACGGCUAAGAAAUAUACAACGUUUUAAAAUAAACGUGCUGAGCUAUUAUAGAUCUUUUGUUUUGCUACGUCUCCGUUGCCGUUGCGUCAUGGUUUGCUUUAGGUCCGUAAUACCUCUUUUAGAGCUGUUUCAAAAUAACAGUGAUAAUGAUAAUAUUUACAGUAAUCACGUUGAAUAUGGAUCAUAUUUGCAAACAAAAUUUGAAUUCGCUCUACUUUGGAGUAGAGCCAAAUUUAGGGACCAGUCAUAUUCAUCACCUGUACAGUAGAGGGGGGACGAUGCCAUGGUUUUUAGGGGCAAUGGAGUUGGUGCCAGUCGUCGCAAACAGAGCACAAAGGGGGGGGGGCGCUAUAGAAAAGUGAGUCCUAAUUGGCUGCCAUAUCAUAUCAGAAGAAUGUCGCACAGAGCCUGGGGGGAGGGGAAUCGGGUAAUUUUUAUCCUGACAAAACCAAACUCCUCCCUCUCCCCCACUAGGCGAAGAAUGAUGACCGGAGUGUCAAUCGCUAUUAAAAGUCACAUGCAAGAGCUAGAUAUCUGUCUAU